This is a messenger RNA of Sphenostylis stenocarpa, 1194 nucleotides long. NCBI's taxonomy places the organism in Eukaryota, Viridiplantae, Streptophyta, Magnoliopsida, Fabales, Fabaceae. The record is from the annotation of a GenBank genome assembly.
AUGGAAGCAAGGGAAGCUGCAAAGAGGGCUUACAACCCAAACCCCAUGAAAGUUACAGCUGAAUUCAAUGCACACGUAAUGAGGGCGUUGAAAGGGUCCAACAGCACGAGAAGGGGCUUGAAGAAAGACGAUGGUUCAUGCGAGGCGACAAACCCCAUUGACAAAUGUUGGAGAUGCGAUAAAAACUGGGAGAAAAACCGGAAGAAGCUAGCAGAUUGUGCUCUUGGGUUUGGCCACGGUACAACGGGCGGCAAAGAUGGGAAAAUCUACGUGGUAGACGACCCUUCCGACAACGACCUUGUGAACCCUAAAAAAGGGACAUUGAGACAUGCAGCGAUUCAGGCAGAGCCACUGUGGAUAACUUUUGCCCGAAACAUGAACAUUGUACUGAAGGCAGAGCUUCUUCUAACGGAUAACAAGACGAUCGAUUCACGUGGUGCCAAUGUGCACAUUCAAAAAGGUGGUCAAAUAACAAUGCAAUAUGUGAAAAACAUCAUCAUUCACGGAUUGCACAUCCACGACAUUAAGAGACGUAGAGGUGGCCUUAUACGAGACUCCAUGAGCCACUAUGGAAAUCGCGACAUUAGUGAUGGCGAUGGGCUUUCACUGUUUGGAGCCACAAAUGUUUGGAUUGAUCAUGUUUCCAUGAGCAAUUGCUCAGAUGGCCUCAUCGAUGUCGUUAGUGCAUCAACCGCUGUUACCAUCUCCAACUGCCAUUUUGUCCAACACAACGACGUUUUGUUAUUCGGUGCCACUAAUACCUUCUCAGGAGAUAAAAUCAUGCAAGUAACUUUGGCUUUCAACCACUUCGGAAAAGGAUUGGUUCAGAGAAUGCCAAGGUGCAGAUGGGGCUUCUUUCACAUUGUUAACAAUGAUUACACUCGUUGGCUAAUGUACGCCAUAGGUGGCAGCCAGCAUCCCACCAUCAUCAGCCAGGGAAACCGUUUUGUCGCCCCAGAUGACCGAAAUGCAAAAGAAGUGACAAAAAGGGUACACGCACCUGAAAGUGAGUGGAAGAAUUGGAAUUGGAGAUCAGAGGGUGACAUAUUGGUGAAUGGAGCCUUGUUUGUUGAGUCUGGGAAAAAGGUUAAAGGUCUCAGGACAGACAUUAAAGCACAGCCUGGGAAAUCCGUAACUAGGCUCACUAAAUCUGCAGGAUUUCAAUAUAUGCUGUUUGAUAAUGAUAAGUCGUAA